UUUAUGCAAAAGUGUGCAUGAUGAAAUAACACAACUUCCUGGUUUUACGUAAAAUCUCCAUUGAAUGUUACGUGCAGUACGAUAGUUUUAGUCCCAACAGCUGCAGUUGUCUUCACGGCGGCAAAACAGAGGUCGUAUAAAAUUUAAUCCCGAUUAAUCUCUUUCGGUGACGAUUCUCAUAACAAUGAAUAUUAUAUUUCCUGCAAUGGGAACCAGAGGUGGAGGCAGCGGGGGAGGCACUCCUGCGGCCAUCAUUUUGUUAGCAGUAUUCAGUGCCAUUGGAGGCUUCCUAUUUGGCUAUGACACUGGGUGUUGUCUCAGGAGCUAUGAUACUUGUAAGAGAUGAAUUUGAACUGAGCACAGUGUGGCAUGAACUGAUUGUGUCAUCCACUAUUGGAGCUGCCUGGCUGGCAGCAUUGGCUGCUGGUCCUGCAACAGAUCGGUUUGGACGGCGACCAGUGAUUCUUGUUGCAAGUGUAGUGUUCACUGUUGGAGCAGUGGUAAUGGGAGCUGCUCCAGAAAAGGUGACAUUACUAAUUGGAAGAAUAAUUGUUGGAUUAGGAAUAGGUAUGGCUUCAAUGUCAGUGCCAGUAUACCUGAGUGAAUCAUCCCUGCGAUCUUCGCGGGCGCAUCACUGUAACAAACAAUAUCUUCAUCACUGGGGGUCAGUUGAUUGCAUCUGUGAUCUGCGGUGCUUUUUCAAAAGUUCCACAGGGUUGGAGGUACAUGCUUGGUCUAGCGGCAUUACCUUCUGUUGUGCAGCUGAUGGGCUUUGCGUUUAUGCCAGAAAGCCAAGAUGGCUGAUACUCAAAGGCAG
Messenger RNA from Penaeus vannamei (Pacific white shrimp), 817 nucleotides. The record is from RefSeq and is a predicted model, not a curated record. Lineage: Eukaryota; Metazoa; Arthropoda; Malacostraca; Decapoda; Penaeidae.